Molecule: messenger RNA, 291 nt
Organism: Enterobius vermicularis (human pinworm)
Lineage: Eukaryota; Metazoa; Nematoda; Chromadorea; Rhabditida; Oxyuridae
Source: the annotation of a GenBank genome assembly
ACACAUACUUCAACAUAUACAUUCAAACAUACAUACAAAAUUCAAAAGCAUUGUCGAAAUAGACGUAAUUGUCGAUUUGUGGUCAAAUCAAGUUUUUUUGACGAAGAUUCUUGUCCUGGAACAAGCAAAUAUCUGCAAAUAUCUUAUAAAUGCAAACCCAGUAUGUUUAUUUUUUUUAAUAGAUUUUUUGCACAGAAUUGCAAAGAGAUAGUUAAUAACUGCUUUGGCAAAGAAAUUUGCUUACUAUUAGGUCAUUCAAUCUGUCAGUUUACAUGCUCUUUUUUUUUUUUU